CUACGCACACGGAAAACAAUCCAUUUUUCUGCAGCAUUGUGCUCAUUCAGUGGCAUGAUUGUUGGCAUGCCAGCGUCCGUUCGGCAUUUCGUUGCGUGCUUAUAGAUCAGCUUCACCAGAACUUGGGUUCGGUAUCUAUUUCCAGAACAAUACAAGAUACAGCGGUUGUUUUUUUUUGUAGGCUUGGACAAGCAUUUAUCCGACCGAAAUUGGCUUCUUGAGCCCAUUUCGGUCUGGCUUGUGAAUCGAUCUCCAUUGCGAGAAAUGUGGCAACUUGGAAACCAGAGGUGUGGCCCCUGCACUCGUGGCAACUAGGGACGUCGAGGUGCUUUCGUUUUCCAUGCCGCGAGUCAUGCUGCGGCGUUUUUCCUUGCGGAUCGAUAGGAAAGCCUGAAGAUGGACAUUCGAUGCUGUAAAGUCGGUGAGUCACAUGAAUUGGCGAGUGCUGACUACAGGUUCGGUUGGGUUUUCCGAAUUCCUCUUGCGUGGAGAUAUCUUUGUGCAGCUCAAGUUGGAGGAAUUGGGAGAGCUUGGAGGAUGACGGUGAGGGUUGUGGUUGAGCAAUGAGAGGAUCGUGCGGGUAAUGGUAGGGUUCGUGUCAGGUUUGUGGAUGCAUGUGGAGAAAUACUGAAAUCGAAGAAGCGGAGUGAUGUUGGAGGAUUAGCUCUAAAUCCAUUCUUAGCCGAAAUGUAUCCCAAUUGUGUGGUCAUGAGGGAGAAAAGAAACAAAACAAAAAGCGAAAAGUAGUGAGGUUUGUGGAGGCGAAGUAAAGAGAUACUUAGCGUUUCUAGUUAGUGGAGCCUCUCUCCAAGUGCACGAGGUUGUUAGCUGAGCUGCAGAGAUAUCCAACACGUGGGAGGUGAAGAGCGAGCUCGUAGAGACUUGCUCAGGAGAAAACAUUGGGAUGAAGACCGGGGCCACGCGGUGGGCUCACCCACACGCAAAGAUCAUUGAAUUCUUGGAGACCAAUUUGAUAGUCUGUCGUACCACAGCACGGCCAUUCGGAGACCCCGUUUUCUCUCUUGUGGAUCUAUUCGAAAUAAUGUGGAGAUUGUCACAUAUCGUGCAGAGCUGCUUAAUUCUGAGAAUGAGGGACAGAGGAAGGUCCAGGUAACCAGCUUCUGGCGCAGGUAGGGGAUCCAGAAGCCCGUGCAGUGGAUACAAAGAAAACCUCACAACAAAAGCGAGCGCAGAAGAUGAAGCUCGGGAAGUCUUUGAGACAAUACUUUAGUACGAAAGCAGAAAGCAGGCGACAAGAGGAAGCAAGUUGGGAUGAGGAUCUCAUCGGAGACAGAAAUGGCAAAUUCGGGAAAAAUCGAGUAUUCUGGCAAGGUUCUCUAGAUUCUCGAGGAUUUCCGAGAGCACCAGCGGUUGAAGUCAGGGACAUAUUUCGUCAUUGUGUGCGGAUACUGGGUGCAUAUGGUAAUGAUAUUGAUGGUUUGAUAAAACCCAUACGUGAGCAUGAACCUCAGUUUGAUAGUAGAUUUGUCGUUGACUUGCAAAGUCCCAAGGCCCCCCGGGCGUGUCCGCCCUACUUCAUAUACGUAGAUCACCGAUAUAAGGAAGUGAGCAUGUACAUCCGAGGCCUCAACCUCCUGCACCGCCGUGACUACGUUGUGCUACUGAAGAACAGGAAGGGAGAGAAGCCAUAUGAGGAGGGCUUUGUGCAUCAUGGUAUGACCGAAGCUGCCGAGUGGGCGACGGAACAUGUGGCUCCCGUUCUGAAGGAGCAACUCCGAUCCAACAAAGGGUACCGGCUAACAAUCGUAGGGCACUCACUUGGAGCUGGAGUGGCUGCUCUAUUCACCAUGAUGUUGGUGAAGAGUCCAGAGCUGGUAGGAUUGGCUGACCCACGCGAGAUUCGAGCGAUUCUGUUCGCUCCGCCGCGGGUAAUGUCAGUCGAUCUGGCCUUGAAGUACGCUCCAUACGUUAACAGCGUGAUAUACCAGGACGAUUUCUUGCCCAGAGUAUCAACCAAGUCUGUGAAGCGAGUUUUUCUUGUGACAUUUCCAUUGACUGUUGUCGUGGUCUUCACGUACUGGUUGAAGCAAACGCUUCAAUCCAAGGAGGAUAAGGAGACACAAAGGCUGUACCCACCAGGAAAAGUAUACCAUUUUAUAUACAAGCAGCCAGGUCGACGAGGUGAUCGACCUAUUCGAGCUCGGGUGGUACCUUCGGCUGAAGGGAGAUUCGAGCGCAUUGUUUUACCUUCACUAGGAACAGUCUCGAAUCAUUCUGUGCUGCUAUUGGCAAAGCAUCUGAAGAAAUUCGAUUGGCCUGAGGAGUUGAAGGAUUCCUGGCUUAUAUCAGUGUUGCAGACAAGAAAGAAAUAGGCUGAUGUUUCUGGGCCUGGUUAUUGAGUUUUACUUGAUAAUCGUGCCAUGUGAAGAAUUUAAGCCUUUUAGUAAUGUGAAGAUAGAACGAUUUGUAAGAUUUGAGUAGAACAAGUGUUCUUAAGCGGCUGCAACAACAGCAGUUGUGCGGAGUUAGUCUCAAUGGAGUAGCAGAUAUUGUCUGCAGUAGAAUUUUGGUCUAAAGAAACAGCACAUUUGAAUUGAAGGUGAAUGUAGCAUUCAGGGAUCAAAAUCUAUAUUGAUUCUGGUGCUCUGUUGUCAUUGGUGACGCUGCGAGCACUGUUCAGCAUAUCUUCUGAAUGUGGUUUUCAGAAUGUUAAUAUCAUUGAAGUGGUUCAGAUUCAUUGUUCA
Molecule: messenger RNA, 2705 nt
Organism: Physcomitrium patens
Lineage: Eukaryota; Viridiplantae; Streptophyta; Bryopsida; Funariales; Funariaceae
Biological process (GO): lipid metabolic process
Source: RefSeq, a predicted model, not a curated record